Parnassius mnemosyne (clouded apollo) is the source of this 1567-nucleotide messenger RNA. Lineage: Eukaryota; Metazoa; Arthropoda; Insecta; Lepidoptera; Papilionidae. The record is from the annotation of a GenBank genome assembly.
AAUGUGAAAAUUUGUAAACAUUUUUAUUAAAACAUUCUUUUCCGUUUUAUAAUUAAACUUAACUUCUGUAUUACUUAAUAUAACGUAUUAUAAUUUAUUAUACCUAAAGUGUGGCAUACAAGCUGAAUUUCGUGAGUCAAAAAGUGCUCAUUGGAUCUAAGUAUGGAGCAGGUAUUGAAGCAUGUCGCUCAGACUGUGGAGAAGCAGCUUGAUAGCGAACUUGAGAGGUUGGACACUCUGGACAGCAAUGACCUUGAGGCGAUCCGGCAGCAGCGCAUUGCUGAGAUGAAGAAGCGCGCCCAACAGAAACAGGAGUGGAUCGCAAAUGGCCACGGUGAAUACACUGAGAUUGACGGAGAGAAGGAGUUCUUUGUUGUGUGCAACAAGAGCGACAAUGUGGUGUGCCACUUCUACCGCGCGGACACUCCUCGCUGCCGGAUCGUCGACAUGCACUUGAAGACGCUCGCCAAGAAACACGUGGAGACCAGGUUCGUCAAGCUGGACGUUGAACGUGCACCAUUCUUGACAAGUCGCCUUAAGAUCAGGGUAAUCCCCACCAUAGGUUUGGUGAAACAGAACAAGACUAAGGACUUCAUAGUGGGCUUCACGGACCUCGGCAACUGUGACGACUUCUCCACCGAGAUCCUGGAGUGGAGAAUAGCCAGGGCCGACGUGAUAGAGUACUCGGGCGACCUGCUGGUGCCGCCGGCGGAGGCUCGCAAGCAACGCGCCCUCACUGUGCACAGCAAGAAGACGAUAAGGGGCCCACAGGACAGUGACUCCGACCUCGACCUCAGUGAUUGAAAUUAUAAUUUUAUUAUCUUUGUUUUAAUGCUUUAAAAUUAUAUAGUCUACAAAACUACCAAUUUGGUAUUAAAUUGAGAAUAUGGCAAUCUAGGAUAUUUGCUUAUGGUAUGCAGCCUAUGACACGAUAAAUAAUAAUAAAGACAUACCAACUAAUAUGUUUUAAAUUGAUUUAUAGUAAUGAAUAAAAGACUUGUGUUAAGAUUGAGAAACAUACAAACUGUUUAAACGAACAAAGAGAAAUGUAAAGAACACUAUGUAUAUAAAAUGCGUUAGUGUUCAGAUUAUCUUUCUUUUUUGGUCUGAGAAUGAGAUGUAUGAAUGUUUAAAUUUUAACAAUGUGACUAGAACAUUGUUAAUGAAGACAGUGUUUGCUCCAGUAUUUUCCAAUGGUUUCUUAUUUUUAUUUUUAUGAAAAUAGUUUUAUUGUUAUAGGACAUUACUAUGACAGAUAAAUUAUAUUACUAGCUCUACGUUAAUGUUUUUUUUUUAAAUAAUAUCCCAACAUGAACGAAUAAUGACUGUUAGUGUAUGUGAUGUUGCAUUUAAUUAAAUUCACCACGAGUGCCGCACUAGCUUUCAUAUUGAAUUUAUGUGAUUUGAUGUUAAAUUUUUCUAUACACUUUAGUUUACGUUAACUUCAUUGAACUGUUAAUAGAGACUUAACAAAUAAUAUUUUGCUAAAUUAAAACUUACCUAUUUUAACUGUUUAAACUAUACCGAAUGCUAAUAAUUACGUAUUAUAAUAAUAAACAUUUUAUAC